Messenger RNA from Nematolebias whitei (Rio pearlfish), 3679 nucleotides. Its product is annotated as trichohyalin. The transcript has 4 exons. Bases 20 to 3679 code for a protein of 1219 amino acids. The record is from RefSeq and is a predicted model, not a curated record. Gene Ontology annotation, molecular function: sequence-specific DNA binding. Lineage: Eukaryota; Metazoa; Chordata; Actinopteri; Cyprinodontiformes; Rivulidae.
CCUUGGCACUCCAACUAAAAUGGAAACACCAGAUGCUGCUCCACGCCGGGCCGGGAGACGACCCCUUUCAGCUGACCUCACAUCCAGGUUUGAGUCAAUUGGUCUGUCUCUGCAUCGUAAAAGUCCCAAAGCAGACACAAAGGAGAACACUCCAAUGGAGAAGGCACCUCCUUCAAAGAAGGAACAAGAUAAAAGUCCAAACGGCUCCACACCUGAAAGCACUGAAAGUGUAGCCAGUCCAGUUCUCCCAGACCAAAAUGACAAAAAGACAGAAGAAACCACUGUAAAAGAUGCUGGCAUGAAGUUGCGCAUUAGUCAUUUCCUUGAUUCGUCGUCCUCUCCGGGGGCGGGUGCUGCAGGUCAAGAUCUUCACUCCCCAGUACAGCCAGUUUCUGAACCAACAGAACCAUCAGUGGGUGUUAAACAGCUCAUCAAACAGCUGACUGAGGAUGCAACUCCAGUUCAAAGCCCAGUCCUAAAACCAGUACUGAAGCCCCGCCCCUUGCCCCUUGAUCUUACGAAAAGAUUUUCAUCCGAGAGGUCACCAGACCUUGUUUCAGUGUCUGAGGCAGCAGACUACGCAGGAAUCAGCAAAGAUCCUCAGAGAGGGACUGAAGAGUCAGCUGUCACUCCCAAUGACCACAAGGUGUUUGUGGAUUUGAAAGAGACUCCAGAGCAGCUCAAAAAGGUCUCCACAAGUGAAGGUUUUGAGGCCGGGCAGCUAUGGGCUGCUUCCAAGGAAAGUGGUGCUGGUGGUGAAGCGCACACCGUGCGGGCGUCCUUAUUUGAAAAUGUUGUGGAGAAGCAAAGGGUGUUGAUGAUGGACCAGGGCAAAUCUGCAAAUACAGCCAUGGAUUCAUGCACAAAGGAAGAAGUAGAGGACAAAGGAACUCUGGUCACAGCCACCUACAAGGAACCCAUAUCUCCAUCAAGUCCUCUCCGGGUGUCGCAUGCAUUUGACACCAUGCAGGCAGUUGAACAGAACAGGGCAGUGAGUGAGAGUAUCCCAGUAGCUCAGUGGGAAGACAAGGCCACGACCCUCCGAUCCAGACGCUCCGAGGCGAACAGACUGGUGGUGGAGAGGAAUGAACCAACACAAACACAGCCAGCUUCAGCACUGAGACCAGAAUCGCAGCCACGAUAUCUCAGAAUAGGAGCUUUACAAAAGUGGGCUGACGCAUAUCUCGAUGAAGAUGCAGGUCUUGAUAAAGGGACAUUAAAUCAAUCGGAAUGGGAAGGACAGUGGGCUUUGGAUAAAGAGCGAGACAGACAAAGAGCGGCAUAUCAGGAUGAAGUGUCUGCAUCCUCUAAACCAUCAAAAUUCCUGAAGGCAGAAGAACAAGCAAAACCCAGAGCUACAUAUUUUGCUUUGACAGGACAAAUGCAGGAGCUGCCUUCUCCUGGAGAUGGAGGAACAAAGUCUGUGGACAUGUCUGCGCUCUUUGAUGACUUCUCUGUUAGGUCGGCUCUCAGUGGCUCACAAGGAAAAGCUUUUCCUGCAAGAUGGAAUCCCGCACAAGAAGAAACCUUUAGGAAAACUUCUCAACCUCAUGAGAUGUUUGAUGAACUGAUGCCCAGCAGCCAUACCUCAUCCUUGGACGUCAGGUCACAGAUAAACGAACAAAGCAGGGAAGAAAAAAUAGAUGCUGACAAGAAGAGGGAGCAAAAGAAUGAGGCAGAAAGAUACAGAGCUAAAGUUAAAGAGAUUGAAAAGGAAACACUAAAGCAGAUGGAGAUAGAGAAACAACGAAUAAAGGAGUGGGAGAUGCAAAGAGAACUUGAAAGGCAAAGACAGGAAGCGUUGGAAAAGGAGAGAAAAGAAUUUGAGGAAAAAGAGCGCGCGUUGGAAAGACAGAAACAGACUGAGCUCGAGAACCAAAGACUGCAAGAGUUGGAGAAGAAAAAACAGAGAGACAUUGAAAGAGAGAAACAGCGGCAACUCCAGAAAGAACAAGAAGAACUGGAGAUGAAGAUGGAGGUAGAAAGGGACAAAAAGCGUGAAAAGGAGAAGCAAAAACAAAGGGAAGAAGAGAGGCAGAGAGAGAUAGAGAAGACGAAGCAUUUAAUGCAGGAGAUGGAGAGAAUGAAAGAGAUGGAGAGACAACAAAUGUUGGAGUUUCAAAAACUGAAGCAGAAGGAAAAGGAGAUGCAGCAACUUGUCGAGUUCGAAAAACAGAAACGAAGAGAAAAGGCAGAGAAAGAAGCCGAGAAACUUAGACUGAUGGCAUUAGAACAAGAACUGUUAAAAAUGAAAGAACUUGAAGAAGAGAGGGCUAAAGAAAAGGAGAUGGAGAUUGAGCGUCAGAAAGAGAUUGAGAGGGAAAAGCAGAGAGAGCUGGACAAACAGAGACAACGAGAGCAUGAAAAGGAAAGGCAGAGACAAAAGGAGGAAGAGAAGCAGAGACAGUUGGACAAGGAAAAACAGAUCAUGGAGAUGGAGAGAGUUAAAGCGCUGGAGAAACAACAAGUUUUAGAGUUUCAGAAGCAGAAAGAAAAGGAGAUGCAACAACUCAUAGAGUUAGAGAAGCAGAGACAAAAAGAAAAGGCAGAGAAAGAAGCUGAGAAACUGAGACAGAUCUCCUUAGAACAAGAAAUGUUCAGGAUAAAGGAGCUUGAAAAGGAGAGAGUUAGACAAAAGGAGAUCGAAUGGAAAAUGCAGAAAGAGCUGGAGAGACAAAGACAACAAGAUUUGGAAAGGGAGAAACAGAGACAACUGGACGUUGAGAGGCAGCAGCUGGAGAACGAGAGGCUGAGACGAGAACAGGAGAAGGAAAGGAGGAGGAAGGAGGAGUUGGAGAGUCUCAAAGAGAUAGAGAAAAGGCAGCUAAUGGAGUUUGAGAAGCAAAAACAGUCGGAGAGAGAAAAACAAAAUUUAGAGCUUGAGAAACGCAGACUAAUGGAGAAGAUGGAAAAGGAAGAGGCGGAGAGAAUGAGACAAAUUGCCAAACAGCAAGAAGCAGAAAGACAGAGGAUAAAAGAGAAGCAGAAGAAAGAGGAGCAGGAGAGGCUCAGGUUGGAGUCGUUGGACCUCAGGCCCAAAGUUCUUGAUCUGGACUCAGUGCUCAGAAAUGACUUGUUGUCUAAGCCUUCUUCUCCUCGCAGUGACCCACGCUGGAGGGAGCCUUACAAACCUGCCAUUCUUGACAUAGACUCCUUUACGCCUCAAGCUCACCCCUCUCCAAGUAAAGAAUUGUUGGCCGUGUCUGGUAUUCAGGGACUAGAUGCAGAAACCAGGCUACAGCUCACACCUGAAAGAGAGGUUAACUGGAAGCUACCAUCACAGACUUCAGUUGGGUUCUCGAGCCCAGUAUGGACAGCAUCUCCUCAGGAUCCUUGGGAGCUACGACCUGUUGAGAUGCCAGCAGUUAAACCUUUUGAGACCAAAAAACCCACCAACAAGCUCAGCCCAGAGGAGCUGCUCAUCAAGCAGGAGGAACGGCUCCCAAAUCCACAGAGGACCUGGACUGCUUUCUUCAACGAGUCUUCCUUCUCAGCUCCUUCACCAGGAACAGACCCCAAAUCUGUGAACACAUCUCGUGAAGUGUCCGGCAGCAUUCCUGGAGAGCAGGUCUGGCUCCCAAGAGAGCUUCAGUCUCCGCAAAAGAGCAGAGGAGAGACCCCGAACCACAGGAGGUCCCAUGGAUCCCAGACUUUGGGGUGUAUGGAAAUAUUUCAAUAG